GGAAGAUUAGGCAGUGAGUUACCAGACUGCAUACAGGAAAAAAAGUGUCCUCACUUCUAAGACUUCAAAUACUGGUGAACUGCAAGUCUCUGACUGAAAAGUUGUCUACGUCAGGAUCACCAGGGCGACUUCUAAUGAACUCUGUUGCUUGAAGGAGAGGCUGGCAGGGCUGGAGGACAUGCUGAAGGAAAUUUAUCUCUCCCUGUCCCUGGUCCUGGUGUUUGCCUGUGGCCUGCUGUACCAGCUCACCAUGAGGUCUCAGUGCUUCUUUGCCUGCCUGCCUCCUUUCUCAUUUCCACAGGGACUGGACGGCCUCCUGAGGAGUGGACGAAGCAUCAUGUUUAUAGAGACCUCUGAAAGGGUGGAGCCACCUCCGAUGGUCUCCUGUGCUGUGGAGUCUGCUGCUAAAAUCUAUCCUGAGCAGCCCAUCAUCUUCUUCAUGAAAGGACUCAGGGACUCCGUACAGCUGACUUCAAAUACCAGCUACCCAGCCUUCUCCCUCCUCUCGGCCAUUAAUAAUGUUUUCUUUGUGCCUUUGGACAUGGAAAGACUGUUCAAAGACACACCCUUGUUUUCGUGGUACACAAAAGUCAACAGCAGUACAGAGAAACACUGGCUCCACGUCAGCUCCGACGCAGCCCGCCUGGCCAUCAUCUGGAAGUACGGAGGCAUCUACAUGGACACUGACGUCAUCUCCCUUCAGCCCAUCCCUGAGGAGAACUUCCUGGCAGCCCAGGGCUCCCGACACUCCAGUAACGGGGUAUUUGGGUUCCUCCCCCACCACCCCUUCCUGUGGGCCUGCAUGGAGAACUUUGUAGAGCACUAUGACUCAACCAUUUGGGGCAACCAAGGUCCCCAGUUGAUGACAAGGAUGUUACGGGUGUGGUGUCGUCUUAAAGACUUCCACGGGUUGGGUGACCUGAAGUGUUUGAAUAUUUCUUUCCUUCAUCCCCAGAGAUUUUACCCCAUCCCUUAUCCACAGUGGAAGCGCUACUACCAAGUGUGGGACAAAGAGCCCAGCUUCAAUGAGUCCUACGCACUGCAUUUGUGGAACUAUAUGAAUAAAGAGGGCAAGACUGUGGUUAGAGGAAGCAAAACUCUGGUGGAAAAUCUCUAUCAAAAGCACUGUCCUAAGACUUAUAGGGUUCUGAUUCAAGGUGCAGAAGGGACAGUGUCCAAGAAGCCAGGCACAGGUUCCAGGUAGAGAGAUGUUGCUACUGUGGAAGAGUAGAUGCUUCCUGGGCUACCCCAUUCUCGCUUGGUCUACAUUGUCUCUAGGGGAUAGGUGCUAAUCCACACCCCCAGGAUUAACUUUCCUGGCUAUAACUGUAUGCUUCCAAAGGAAAGCGGCUGCAAACACAGAAGUUGAUUUAUCCUUCAUGGAACAGCAAGUCUGGGGGCAGAUAAUUUAGGGCAGGGUAUAUGGGUUCCUCCCCCACUGUAAAUUAACACUGGCCGUUGGAAGCCCAUGCUAGAAUCUUUCUGUUUGUUUUCCUGCUGUCUAUAGUCCAUGCUCAUGUGGCUGCUGGACCUACAGCUCAUCAUUUGGGCUAUUCCAGACAGUAGGAUGACAGAAGAAGGAAAGAAAAUGCAUCUCAUACGACUUUAUGCAUGUACGGUAUAAGUGCAAAAACCAUGUAUCCUUGUAUCUCCCUUGGCUAGAUUGUAGCUGCAAGAAAGACUGGGAGGUAGCUAAGAGCUCUGUUUACUGUUCUAUUGUCAUUAAAUAUUAAGAUUAAUUUUAACACCUGUCAGAAUGAAGGGACCUGGCUGCUUGUUGUUUUGUUUUGAUUUUUGAGAUAGGGUCUCACUAUGAAGAUCAGGAUAGUAUCCAACUCACCGAGAUCCUCCUGCCUCUACCUCCCUUAUGCUGGGAUUAAAGGCAUGUGACAUCCAUCACACCUGGCCCUUGAUUUAGACAUUAAUGUAUUAAUCCAUUUUCUGUCACUGUAACAAAAUAUCCAAACUGGGAAAUUUAUUAAGAAAAGAUAUUUAUAGAACUGGAGACUGAGCUCUUGACCCAGAUGACUCUGCUCUAGUGAAGCCAUCGUGGAGAGUGGCAUCACAGUGACAGGGAACAUGUCACAUGGCGAGUCAGAAAGCCAGAGGAGCUCAGGAACAAGUCGUGCCCCCUCCCCGCCUCCUCAUCCCUAGAGAGCUUGGUGUCAGAGGGAAGGUCUUGCUGUGUCCCAGGCAGGCCUCAAACUCUCAAUCCUUUUUCCUAAGGAAAAAGGGGCUGGGAUUACAGGUAUGUGCCACCAUAGCCCACUCAGGCUUCCUCUUUUUAUAGGAACUAACUGGAAUCCCAUCAAAAGUACAUUAACUCCUUGUGAUGGAAUCCUCCCAUGACAUGGAGACUGGGCUAGAAAUACACAAAACCAGGUAUAAACUACAGCAAUGUUCAUUAACUCAUUAACUCAGUACAUACUAAUUGAUCUUCCUGGGUACCAAGCACUAAUUUAGGGAACAAAGAUGCAGGUGGACCAAGAAGCCUUGGUCCCAGCACAUGUAUCCUAAUUCCUGGUCACUUGUCUUCAGGAUACUGUCUCCCUUCACAGGCUGCCUUCCCCACACUUCCCCUUUCCAACACACACCUUUAUCUUACUACCCCAGCUGUUGAUUAAGAGCAAAUUCUAAGCUCAAACUAUUUUAAUCUGCUUUGUCCAUAGAUGCAAAUGAAAUUGAAUUUCUCCAGCAUCAUGUUGUUCAUAUGUGAUUUUUAUUGUUCAAUUAUAAAUAAACUCAUUUCUGAUUUUC
This is a messenger RNA of Mus musculus (house mouse), 2757 nucleotides long. It is a transcript of the gene A4gnt, whose product is annotated as alpha-1,4-N-acetylglucosaminyltransferase. The record is from RefSeq and is marked reviewed. Bases 179 to 1204 code for a protein of 341 amino acids. The transcript has 3 exons. Gene Ontology annotation, cellular component: Golgi membrane. Gene Ontology annotation, molecular function: hexosyltransferase activity; acetylglucosaminyltransferase activity; UDP-glycosyltransferase activity. NCBI's taxonomy places the organism in Eukaryota, Metazoa, Chordata, Mammalia, Rodentia, Muridae.